AUGAACAGCGUCUUUAUGUGGCGCGAUAUACAAUUGAGAAUAGGCGCAAUCGAAAACUUUACCUACUACGACUACUCAGGGUUGAUAGAGACAGACGCCCCCCCUUAUCAAGCUUUCUCCCAAUACAUCAAAGCAAUCUCGUCCACUUACUUGGUGAUUUCUCGGAUUUCUUGGAGAAUGACAUGGCAAAAGAUAGCCAAGGAGCACGUUGACCGUGUAAACGCGGCCAUCCCCAAAGAAUGGCGUAUCGACAAACCCGUCGAUGGGGUCUCAGUCAUGGCCGUCCCCAAGACCAGCGGGAUACUGACGCCGCAGGAGGUUGAGAUAACCGAGUCAACGGCAACAGACCUGGUGAAGAAGAUGGCUGCGCGUGAGCUUUCAUCUGUGGCCGUGACUACAGCAUUCUGUAAAAGAGCCGCCUUGGCCCACCAACUGGGCCUUGAAACUACCAUGGGCUAUGUCGCUUGGAUUGGCAAAUAUGACACGGAAGACUCCGUUCUUGUCACUCUGUUAUACAACGCCGGUGCCGUUUUCUUUUGCAAAACAAGCGUCCCCCAGAGUUUGAUGGUCUGUGAAGUUGUAAACAACAUCAUAGGCCGUACUGUUAACCCACGGAAUAAGAACUGGUCAUGUGGUGGAAGUUCCGGCGGCGAAGGCGCCAUGGUUGGGCUUCGAGGAGGCAUAAUCGGGAUCGGUACCGAUAUAGGCGGAUCUAUUCGGAUUCCCUCGGCCUUCAACUUCCUUUAUGGCCUUCGUCCCAGCCAUGGGCGACUCCCGUAUGGAAAGAUGGCAAAUAGCAUGGAAGGCCAGGAGACUGUCCACAGCGUCUGUGGUCCCUUGACCCAUUCCAUUGCUGACAUGAAGCUCUUCAUGACCUCUGUACUUGCUGAGAGCCCAUGGUCCUACGACUCCAAAGUUAUUCCAAUGCCCUGGAGACAGAGUGAGGAAGAUGCUGUCAAGGCCAAAAUCGACGCGGGUCAUCUUGUCCUAGGCUUUUACAACUGUGACGGCGAGGUUCUCCCGCACCCACCCAUUCUUCGUGGUGUGCAGAUGGUCGUGGACACAAUGAAGGCCGCAGGACACACUGUCGUACCCUGGGAGCCCUACCGGCAUCCCUACGCGGUUGAUUUGAUCAAUAAGAUUUAUGCCUCCGAUGGUGGUACCGAUAUCCACACAGUUCUCAAAGAAUCGGGGGAGCCGGCAAUUCCCAACAUCUCUGACCUGGUCAACCCGGCCUUGCCCAAGGUCGAUAUGAAUGAAUUGUGGGAUAUCCAACUAAAGAAGUGGAAAUUCCAAAGCGAGUAUUUGGAGAAAAUUCGGACAUUCGAAAAGGACUUCGGCAAGGAGUUGGAUGCCAUCAUUGCUCCCAUUACUCCCACCGCUGCAGUCCGUCACAACCAGUUUAAGUACUACGGAUAUGCCAGUGCUAUUAAUCUCUUAGACUAUACAAGUGUCGUUGUCCCGGUUACAUUCGCCGACAAGUCCAUCGACAAGAAGAACGAAUCUUUUAAGCCGCUCACGAAUAUGGAUGCGACGGUCCAGGCAGAGUACGAUCCAGAGGCAUAUCACGGUGCCCCCGUGGCAGUCCAAAUCAUUGGGCGGCGUCUGACCGAGGAGAGGGUGAUGGCUAUCGCUGGAGAGAUCGGAAAGCUUCUGGGAAAUGAAGUCAUUCCCUGA
Molecule: messenger RNA, 1677 nt
Organism: Geosmithia morbida
Lineage: Eukaryota; Fungi; Ascomycota; Sordariomycetes; Hypocreales; Bionectriaceae
Product: amidase
Exons: 7
Coding region: 1-1677 (558 amino acids)
Source: RefSeq, a predicted model, not a curated record